Halteromyces radiatus is the source of this 485-nucleotide messenger RNA. Its product is annotated as mitochondrial ribosomal protein L27-domain-containing protein. The record is from RefSeq and is a predicted model, not a curated record. The transcript is spliced from 3 exons. NCBI's taxonomy places the organism in Eukaryota, Fungi, Mucoromycota, Mucoromycetes, Mucorales, Cunninghamellaceae. The coding region runs from base 7 to 240 and encodes 77 amino acids. Gene Ontology annotation, biological process: translation. Gene Ontology annotation, cellular component: mitochondrial large ribosomal subunit. Gene Ontology annotation, molecular function: structural constituent of ribosome.
AAGAACAUGUUUGGUGUCAUCCGAUCUAUUCCUCGAGGAGCUAAGCGAAUUCAGCUUACUGCUAAACAAGGUCACAACUACUACAAAGGUACUGGAAGUGGUGCUAUGGGUCGUCAUACUAAAAACGGUGGUUACAAGGUUGACUGGAACAAAGUACGAACAUUUGUUGUUCCUGAUCUUGAAGGAUUCUCACUCUCACCUUACGUAUCACGAAAAACAACACCAGUACCCAAGAACUAAGGAAACGAUUAUUAGUAUUACUUGACGGACAUUUACAAUGUACGAUUCUUCUUCUUUUUCUACCUUUACUUCUUUUUUGACUAGAAUUUUUUUUGUUUCAUUUUACCGAUAUAUCUCAUUUGCCAUCUUCACUCGAUUUUGCUUUCUUUACUUUAUCUUCAUCCCCAUUUACACUCAUGUCUUUAUUACCUCUUAUGUACAUUAUUUGAAAUACAAAUAAAUAUGUCUUUUUUUUUUUUUUUCUC